ACCAGGUUUGCAGGAGGAGCACUGAGUCUGAAGGCAGCAGAGAGAGAAGAAGCCGUACCAGAUCAGUCCAUCAGCAUCUGUAGAGACAGAUUAAACAUGCUGUGGUUUCUGGCGCUGAACUGGGCGAUCUGCUUGGGAGGACACACUGCUGCAGGACAGAGAGAUGGAGAAAUUAUCAGUCAGAUUAAAUUGACGAACCUCGCACUGGCUGAGAUUAAAGAGCUUCUGAAACAACAGAUUAAAGAGAUGGUAUUCCUGAAGAACACAGUGAUGGAGUGUGAAGCUUGCGGGAUGGGAGGAAUGACGCCUCGUCCCUCCUGCGUGCCCAACCCCUGCCACCCAGGGGUGAAGUGUAAGGAGACGCCUCAGGGUAUAAAGUGUGGGCCCUGUCCUGAGGGCAUGGAGGGCAACGGCACCCAUUGCACUGAUGUGGACGAGUGUACUGUGAUGCCGUGUCACAUGGGCGUGCGCUGCAUAAACACCUCCCCGGGUUUCCGCUGUGGUACCUGUCCUGCUGGAUACACCGGGCCCCAGGUCCAGGGCGUCGGCCUCGCCUACGCCACCGCCAACAGACAGGUGUGCAGAGAUAUCAAUGAGUGUGAAGGCCUCAACAGUGGAGGCUGUGUGGAGAACUCUAUCUGUAUGAACACCCCUGGCUCGUUCAGAUGCGGUCCUUGUAAGACGGGCUACGUUGGGGAUCAGCGGCGCGGCUGUAAGCCGGAGAGAGCCUGUGGGAACGGCCAACCCAACCCCUGCCACGCCAGCGCCGAGUGCAUCGUCCAUCGAGAGGGUAAAAUCGAAUGUCAGUGUGGAGUCGGUUGGGCUGGAAACGGCUACCUUUGCGGGGCUGACAUCGACAUCGAUGGUUUCCCCGAUGAGAAACUGGCCUGUCCUGAGAAUAACUGCAACAAGGAUAAUUGUCUCACUGUUCCAAACUCUGGUCAAGAAGAUGCCGACCGUGAUGGAAUGGGAGAUGCCUGUGAUGACGAUGCAGAUGGGGAUGGGAUCCUCAACAUGCAGGAUAACUGCGUGUUGGUGCCCAACGUGGACCAGAGGAACAUUGAUGAGGACGACUUUGGCGACGCCUGCGACAACUGCCGCGCCAUCAAAAAUAACGACCAAAAAGACACAGAUGUGGACAAAUUCGGCGAUGAGUGUGAUGAAGACAUUGAUGGGGAUGGAAUCCCCAAUCACCUGGAUAACUGCAUAAGGGUUCCCAAUGCCGACCAGAAAGAUCGUGAUGGAGACAAAGUGGGAGACGCCUGCGACAGCUGUCCUUAUGUUCCAAACCCUGACCAGACGGAUGUGGACAACGACUUGAUCGGAGACCCCUGUGACACCAACAAGGACAGUGACGGCGACGGUCACCAAGACUCCCGGGACAACUGUCCGGCCGUCAUCAACAGCUCCCAGCUGGACACCGACAAAGACGGCAUUGGAGACGAGUGUGACGAUGACGACGACAACGACGGCAUCCCCGACCUGCUGCCACCUGGUCCUGAUAACUGCCGUCUGAUCCCCAACCCUCUGCAGGAGGACUCUAACGGCGAUGGUGUGGGCAACAUAUGCGAGAAGGACUUCGACAACGACACUAUCAUCGACACCAUCGACGUUUGUCCAGAAAACGCGGAAGUCACCCUCACCGACUUCAGGGAGUACCAGACCGUCGUUUUAGAUCCGGAGGGAGAUGCACAGAUCGACCCCAACUGGGUGGUGCUGAACCAGGGAAGAGAGAUUGUCCAGACUAUGAACAGUGAUCCUGGGUUGGCUGUUGGCUACACGGCUUUCAGCGGUGUGGAUUUUGAAGGGACGUUUCAUGUAAACACGGUAACGGACGACGACUACGCAGGAUUCAUCUUCGGGUACCAGGACAGCUCCAGUUUCUACGUGGUGAUGUGGAAGCAGGUGGAACAGAUCUACUGGCAGGCAAACCCGUUCAGAGCCGUGGCAGAACCGGGCAUCCAGCUGAAGGCUGUCAAGUCAAACACAGGACCAGGUGAAAACCUGAGGAACGCCCUGUGGCACACCGGCGACACCAGCGACCAGGUCAAACUCCUGUGGAAAGACGCUCGCAAUGUUGGCUGGAAGGACAAGACUUCUUACCGCUGGUUCCUCCAACACCGACCAGCCGACGGCUACAUCAGAGUUCGUUUCUACGAGGGUCCUAAGAUGGUGGCGGACACAGGCGUCAUCAUAGACACCACGAUGAGAGGAGGUAGACUGGGAGUCUUCUGCUUCUCCCAGGAGAACAUCAUCUGGGCCAACCUGCGUUAUCGCUGCAACGACACUCUUCCUGAGGACUUUGACACCUACAGAGCUCAGCGGGUCCAGCUGGCGUUCUGACGACAACAAACGGGCCAGGGGGAUUCUGGGAAACACUUUCCAAAACACAACUGGGAUCAGAAAUAAAAUCAUCACUUUGCAAACAUUUAUAUAUAUAUUAAAAAAACACACUAGUAAAAGCUCUUCAGAGAGGAGCGGUAACAUAACACAGAUGUUUGAAUUGUUUGGCUGUCAACAAACAGAAAUUUCUGUCAUAAUUAAUAAUGUGACAAAAUAUUGUCCGCUGUAUAUUCAUAUUUCAAGUUAUACUUUUGAAAGAAGAACUAUUGCAAAGAUUUAGCUGUCACUAAUAAAUAAAUGUGGAUUUUGGUAAAUUACGUGCAGCGUCUGGAUGAAUCUAAACUGUUUACUGCUCAGCUGAUUGUGCAUAUUUAAAAAUACAGAUUCUAGUCUAGAAAUAAUGAAAUGCUUGAUUUGAGAGGUAGUUUUGAAUUGCAAACAUGCUUCAAGAUGCUUCAAGAAGGGAUAAAUAAUCUUCUAAACUUGUCAAAUGUCAUUGAUAAUGCAAAUUAUGUUGAAAAUCGUAUAUUUCCCCCAUGUUAAGCAUCUUUAACUAUCUAGAAAAGUGCUCUAUAAAUGAAACGUAUUAACGGUGAAGCCCUGUCAUACAAUAGCUCUACUGCAAAAAAGGUCACAUGUUUGAUUUUCAGUAACAGACGUGACUUUUUUUUUUCAAACUCAACAGCUUUUAGUGGAAAUCAACAUUCUGAACAUUUCACAAGCAUGCACAUAUCCAAAAUAAUCUUUUAAAUUUUGCAUUUGGAAAUACAGAUUACAAAAUAGAAACGAUAGCAAAGACAAUAUACAACAGGGUCGAAACACCAUGCAUGUCCACAGCAAACACACUGCCAUGUUGUAAAAUGACAUCGGACAGUUUUUUUUUUAAUCAGCAUAUUCUGCAAAUCAAGACUAUGUGCAGAGAAAAAUCUGUCUUCCACAUUCAAUUUAAUUGACAUUUUUCUUUCAUCUUAUAAACAAAUGGUCACAUAAGGAGAAUCACAUGGCAACAAAUAAAUAACUACAGAUCUUUUACUACGACUUACAGGACAACAGUGAUAUUAUGCUAUUCUCACUAUAAGCUUUAAGUGCAACUUAAACUGUGUUCUUCCAGAGACAGUUGUAGAGUCAUUUAGAAAACCCCGUGUUAUUAAAGGGACAUUUUAUUCAGACCUAAAACACUCUGGGAACAAGCAGUAAAGACCGAGCAGCAACUCUUUCCUUUUAUCCCGGGACGCCUUUUAAACACAGGACUCCUGUUUGAGCUUCACUCAUCUGCGUCUUCAGUUUGGGACACGAUUUUAAACUGUCGCUGCUUUUUUUAACACGACGUAAACAUGAGCUGUGCUAACAAGUAUCGCAAGUCAAUGGUGUCUCAGACUAAAACAAGCAGAUGAGUAAAAAACUAAAUAGUUUAGAAAACAUACUUUGAGGUGAUUUGUUCAUCUCAUCGGUUUGGAAAAUGGACUUUCGUUCAUUAGCCUGAACAGUUUUGCUUUCCAUAUUUCCGUGUUUAGCCUCAGACGCAGCAGAUUUUUG
Sebastes umbrosus (honeycomb rockfish) is the source of this 3879-nucleotide messenger RNA. RefSeq names its product cartilage oligomeric matrix protein. Gene Ontology annotation, molecular function: calcium ion binding. The transcript is spliced from 19 exons. The record is from RefSeq and is a predicted model, not a curated record. Gene Ontology annotation, cellular component: extracellular region. The coding region runs from base 97 to 2343 and encodes 748 amino acids. Gene Ontology annotation, biological process: cell adhesion. Lineage: Eukaryota; Metazoa; Chordata; Actinopteri; Perciformes; Sebastidae.